This is a messenger RNA of Mangifera indica (mango), 1700 nucleotides long. RefSeq names its product serine carboxypeptidase 24-like. The record is from RefSeq and is a predicted model, not a curated record. The transcript is spliced from 9 exons. Gene Ontology annotation, biological process: brassinosteroid mediated signaling pathway; proteolysis. Bases 74 to 1477 code for a protein of 467 amino acids. Lineage: Eukaryota; Viridiplantae; Streptophyta; Magnoliopsida; Sapindales; Anacardiaceae. Gene Ontology annotation, molecular function: serine-type carboxypeptidase activity.
UCAGCACACAGCUGUUCAAAAUAAAUACCUGAAGAAGAAGGGGGAGAGAGAGAGAGAGAGAAAGAGAUUGUGUAUGUCUAUAAUGGCGGUUCUGAAAGUAUAUUUUCUCUUCUUCUCAAAACUUUCCCUGGUUUUCUUCUCUUCAGUUGCUGCCAUUGUUGCGUCCAGCACUAACCAACAAGAGCUAGAUCGAAUCUCAGCUCUUCCUGGACAGCCCCCAGUUCAAUUUCAACAGUUUUCGGGCUAUGUAACAGUCAAUGACAGCCAUGGAAGAGCUCUCUUUUACUGGCUAACAGAAGCCACCACAACUCCGGAGAAGAAACCUCUUGUUCUUUGGCUCAAUGGAGGGCCUGGAUGUUCAUCAGUGGCAUAUGGAGCCUCUGAAGAAAUUGGACCUUUCAGGAUUAAUAGAACUGGUUCAUCUCUGUAUCUCAAUAAGUAUCCAUGGAAUAAAGAAGCAAAUAUUCUCUUCCUUGAAUCACCUGCUGGAGUUGGAUUCUCCUACUCAAAUACAAGCUCCAAUCUUAAAGAUUCCGGCGACAAGCGGACAGCUCAGGAUGCUCUGAUAUUUCUCAUUAGAUGGCUUUCAAGAUUUCCACAGUACAAAUACAGAGAAUUUUACAUUGCAGGGGAAAGUUAUGCAGGGCACUAUGUUCCCCAGUUGGGCAAGAAAAUCAUUGAAUACAAUAAAUCUUUUUCGCGUCCCAUCAUCAAUCUUAAAGGAUUCAUCGUAGGAAAUGCUGUCACAGACAAUUACUAUGACAGUGUUGGAACUGUUACAUUCUGGUGGACGCAUUCGAUGAUAUCCGAUCAGACAUAUAAAUCAAUCCUCAAAUACUGCAACUUCACAGCAGAGAAGAGCUCUAAGGAAUGUGAUGAUGCUGUAUAUUAUGCAAUGAAUCACGAGUUUGGAAAGAUUGAUCAGUACAGCAUUUAUACACCGUUUUGUAUACAACUCCGCAAUGAAACUACAAAGACCCUGAGGCUGAAAAAUACUCUUCUAAGGAGAAGGGUUUCUGGGUACGAUCCUUGUACUGAGAAUUAUGCAGAGAAAUACUAUAAUCGACCGGAUGUGCAGAAGACAUUGCAUGCAAAUGUUACUGGAAUUCCAUACAAAUGGACUGCCUGCAGUGAUGUUCUUAUUAAUAAUUGGAAUGAUUCUGAAGUUUCUAUGCUCCCAACAUACAAAGAGCUGAUUAAAGCUGGUCUCAGAAUCUGGGUUUUCAGUGGAGACACAGAUUCAGUGGUUCCAGUAACAGCCACAAGGUUUUCUCUUAGCCAUCUCAAUCUGCCAAUCAAAACUCCUUGGUAUCCUUGGUACUCAGGCAACCAGGUUGGAGGCUGGACAGAGGUUUACCAAGGGCUAACAUUUGCUACAGUAAGAGGAGCAGGCCAUGAAGUUCCUUUAUUUCAACCCAAGAGAGCUUACAUUCUUUUCAAAUCAUUCUUGGCAGGAAGAGAACUGCCAAAAUCAUGACACAUUACUGGGAGAAGAUAGCUACAAUUUUAGUGCAUAACUUCCCCAUAAGAAUUAUGGGAGUAGGAAUGAUUCAUUCAAAUUAGUAUUUGUAUUACUGGGACAAUUUAAAUUUGUUAUGUGUUAUAGCAGGAAGCAGUAUGAGAUUUCAUAUGUGUAUGCAAAACAGCCUCUUGUGUGCAUCACUUCUGCAUUUUGAUAUUAAGCAAAUGUGAAUGAUACC